Messenger RNA from Echinops telfairi (small Madagascar hedgehog), 906 nucleotides. It is a transcript of the gene EEF1AKMT2, whose product is annotated as EEF1A lysine methyltransferase 2. Gene Ontology annotation, biological process: peptidyl-lysine monomethylation; peptidyl-lysine dimethylation. The coding region runs from base 129 to 632 and encodes 167 amino acids. Gene Ontology annotation, cellular component: cytoplasm. Lineage: Eukaryota; Metazoa; Chordata; Mammalia; Afrosoricida; Tenrecidae. The transcript has 5 exons. Gene Ontology annotation, molecular function: protein-lysine N-methyltransferase activity. The record is from RefSeq and is a predicted model, not a curated record.
UUGGGAUGCUGUGUAUGACAGAGAACUGCACACUUUCCAAGAAUAUGGAGAUGCAGGAGAAAUCUGGUUUGGAGAAGAGAGUAUGACCCGGUUAAUAAAGUGGAUGAAAAAACAGAAGAUCCCACUGGAUGCUUCAAUACUUGAUAUUGGAACUGGAAAUGGUGUUUUCCUGGUUGAACUUGUUGGCAAAAUGUGGUUUCUCUAAUAUUACUGGGAUCGAUUAUUCUCCUUCUGCAAUACAGCUGUCCAAAAGUGUUACUAAGAAAGAAGGGCUGUGUAACAUUGAGUUGAAGGUUGAAGACUUUCUGAAUCUUUCCAACAAGGUGUCUGGAUUUCAUAUCUGUGUUGACAAAGGGACUUUUGAUGCCAUCAGCCUCAGUCCUGACAACUCCCUUGGAAAGAGGAAGCAGUAUGUGAAAUCGCUCUCCAGGGUGUUGAAAAGAAAAGGCUUUUUUCUAAUAACCUCGUGUAACUGGACUAAGGAAGAGUUGCUGAAUGAGUUCAGUGAAGGAUUCGAACUUUAUGAAGAACUGCCAACCCCCAAGUUCAGCUUUGGUGGCAGAUCUGGAAACAGCGUAGCAGUGUUGGUUCUCCAGAAAAUCCAAGACUUCUCCUUGGAUCAAUUCAGUUAGCUUUUUCACGAAGCUUUGCCUCAGAGUACUGCCCGCCUGCCGGAAGAACAGGCCAGUGCAGAGAAGUGUGUAGUAAGUACUCAGGAUGCACGGCGGACCGCUGUGGGCGCAGAGAACCAUGAGCUUGGGUGUGGCGGGUGGUAGAGAUCACGGAGGGUGAUUCCUCAUUUUAUUUUGUAUUUGCAAUGUAAAUCACUGACUUGUUGCAUGGAAAAAAUUGUUAUUGCCAAACAGUUGAUUGAACACUUCAAAAUAGUAAAUGGAUUUACAGAAA